UCUCCUCGCUUUAUUAAAAAAAAAAAAAACACGCAAGGCUUCUCGUCUUCGCCAUAAUCAAUCCUUCCCUCCUCACAGUUCACAUCUCCAAGCAAGAAGAAGCUCUUCAGUUUUCUCAGCAAUGGCGCUCAACCUCCGCCAGAAGCAAACAGAAUGCAUAGUUCGCAUGCUGAAUCUGAACCAACCCGUGCACCCCAGCGGCACGGCCAAUGAGGAGGUGUACAAGAUCCUGAUCUACGACAGGUUCUGCCAAAACAUCCUCUCUCCCUUGAUACACGUCAAGGAUCUCCGGAAACACGGCGUGACCCUCUACUUCCUUAUUGAUAAAGAUCGGAAACCUGUGCACGAUGUCCCUGCCGUUUACUUUGUCCAGCCCAGCCAGGUCAACAUUCAGCGGAUCAUCGCCGACGCUUCGCGGUCUUUGUACGAUAGCUUCCACCUGAACUUCUCGUCCUCGAUCCCGCGACCACUCCUUGAGGACUUGGCCUCAGGGACUCUGAACUCGGACUCGAUCCAGAGGAUUUCAAAGGUGCAUGAUCAGUACCUUGAGUUCAUUACCUUGGAGGAUAAUUUGUUUUCGUUGGCACAGAAGUCCUGUUACGUUCAGUUGAAUGAUCCGUCUGCUGGAGAUCGGGAGAUUGAGGAGAUUAUUGAGAGGAUAGUUAGUGGGUUGUUCUGCGUAUUGGCUACUCUUGCUGUGGUUCCAAUUAUUAGGUGCCCACGCGGCGGACCCGCUGAAAUGGUGGCCUCCGCUCUGGAUCAGCGGUUGAGGGAUCACUUGCUAUCAAAGAAUAAUCUGUUCACAGAAGGUGGGGGUUUUGUGGGCUCAUUUCAGCGCCCAAUAUUGUGCUUGUUUGAUCGGAACUUUGAGCUGGCAGUUGGGAUACAGCAUGAUUUUAGGUAUAGGCCCCUUGUGCACGAUGUGCUAGGGUUGAGGUUGAACAGAUUGAGCGUUCAAGGUGAGAAGGGUGGGAUGAAAUCAUUUGAAUUAGAUAGCUCGGAUCCAUUUUGGGAAACGAAUGGCUCGUUGGAGUUUCCUGAAGUCGCAGUGGAAAUUGAGACGCAACUGAACAAGUACAAGAGAGAUGUCGAUGAGGUGAAUAGAAGAACAGGUGGUAACGAAGGGGCUGAGUUUGAAGGCACUGACCUGAUUGGCAACACAAAGCAUUUGAUGAAUGCAGUUAACUCAUUGCCAGAGUUGACUGAGCGGAAGCAAGUGAUUGAUAAGCACACAAAUAUUGCAACUGUUUUGUUGGGUGAAAUCAAGGAGCGGUCACUUGAUUCUUAUGCCAAGAAGGAGAAUGACAUGAUGGUUAGAGGUAGUAUUGACCGUAAUGAGCUCUUGAGUGUGCUUAAAGGGAAGGGUACAAAGACUGAUAAGCUGCGGUUUGCGAUUAUGUAUCUUAUUUCUACGGAAACAAUUAAUCAGUCGGAAGUUGAAGCUGUUGAGGCGGUACUAAGGGAAUCGGAAGUUGACACCAGUGCAUUUCAGUAUGUAAAGAAGAUCAAGUCGCUCAAUGUGUCUUUAGCAUCUGCAAGCUCUGCUAGCAGAAGUAACAUUGUCGAUUGGGCAGAGAAGCUUUACGGGCAGUCAAUCAGUGCUGUGACUGCAGGGGUGAAGAAUCUCUUGUCUACUGAUCGGCAGUUGGCUCUGACAAGGACAGUUGAAGCCUUGAUGGAAGGGAAGCCAAACCCUGAAAUCGAUUCUUAUCUUAUCCUCGAUCCUCGUGCCCCUAAAUCAAGUUCCGGAGCAAGUAGCAGCCACCUUAGGGGACCCUUUAAGGAGGCCAUUGUUUUCAUGAUCGGUGGUGGCAACUAUGUGGAAUACGGGAGCUUGCAAGAGCUCGCACAACAUCAACAGCCUGUCAAACAUGUUAUUUAUGGGACUACUGAAAUUCUAACAGGAGCUGAGUUUGUCGAACAGCUUUCCCUAUUAGGACAGAAGAUGGGAUUGGGUGGUACUGCUCCAGCUGCUCCAGCUAACCAUUAAGACAGGUGGUGCCGAUACUACAAGAUCUUGUUUGUUGAAUUAUCUAAGGGCAGAUGAGACGGAGACGAAGAACGGCGACAAGUUCUUCCCAUGAAUUCUAGCAUGCAUGAUGUAUCUAUGGAAUCCGAUCUCAUGCAUACUGUGAUUUAGCACAAAGGCACGAGAAACAAGCUCCGUAAGUUUUGCAAGAAGCCAGUGUGAGAAUCUUUGAGCGAGUCGUUUUACCUGGAACUAGCGAAUCGGGGAUACUUUCUUUCAAGCUUUUGUUUAUUUUCAUGUACAACUUCUUACUAGCGAAGAGCGGUACCAUCCUGUCGAGGAGAAUCUGGCACUCUUUGGGUCACAGUGAAUAUUGUUUAAAGUUUUGCUGUAUCAAUAUCUUUAGAUCGUCUUAGCUCUCGAUAUUCCA
Messenger RNA from Punica granatum (pomegranate), 2399 nucleotides. NCBI's taxonomy places the organism in Eukaryota, Viridiplantae, Streptophyta, Magnoliopsida, Myrtales, Lythraceae. The record is from RefSeq and is a predicted model, not a curated record.